Molecule: messenger RNA, 2275 nt
Organism: Octodon degus (degu)
Lineage: Eukaryota; Metazoa; Chordata; Mammalia; Rodentia; Octodontidae
Gene: Trmt1
Product: tRNA methyltransferase 1
Exons: 18
Coding region: 244-2217 (657 amino acids)
Biological process (GO): tRNA N2-guanine methylation
Cellular component (GO): nucleus
Molecular function (GO): metal ion binding; RNA binding
Source: RefSeq, a predicted model, not a curated record
CAGUACAGUACCUUGGUUCUGCAGACUGACUAGCUCGAAUUCCUGUCCCUCCAUCUUCUAGUCUUGCAACCUUGAGGAAUUUCGAUCGGCGUCGCCCACCACGAGUAGCGUCAGUGGUUGGCUAAAUCCCGUCACCUGAUCCCCUGCCAGCAUGGCGGCGCCCAGGUCCUAAUCCGAGAAACGUGCGCCAAGCAUAGUUCGGUUCCCAGUGCGAGCAGGCUGGGCGAGCAGAGGCGCCCGCGUAUGUCCCAUGCGAAGACCGUGCUGUGGUUAAGCCUCACUCUCCGCACUGCUCGAAGCCUCUCUAGAGUCCGGUUUAUGGAGGGGCAGCCCCACGGGAUGCAGAACCCAGGAGCGAUGGAGAAUGGCAGUGGAGCCCGCGGAGAAGAGCGCCAACCUGCGACCCAGGAGACCAUAGUCACCGAGGGGGCCGCCAAGAUCGUCUUCCCCAGCGCCAACGAAGUCUUCUACAAUCCCGUGCAGGAGUUCAAUCGGGACCUGACGUGUGCUGUGAUCACCGAAUUUGCUCGAAUUCAGCUUGGGGCCAAAGGAAUCCAAAUCAAGGUGCCAGGGGAAGAGGACACCCAGAAGGUGGUUGUGGACUUGUCAGAGCAAGAGAAGGAAAAAGUUGAACCUAAAGAGGGUGAAAGCCUGGUCCCUGGAGACCAACAUCGAACAGCCGCUGUUGGGGAGAUCUGUGAGGAAGGCCUGCGGGUGCUGGAGGGCCUGGCAGCCUCUGGCCUCCGUUCCAUUCGCUUUGCCCGAGAGGUGCCUGGGCUCCAAUCUGUGGUUGCCAAUGAUGCCUCCGCCCGAGCGGUGGAUCUCAUACGCCAGAAUGUGCAACUCAAUGAUGUGGCUCAUCUCGUCAAGCCCAGCCAUGCAGAUGCCCGGAUGCUGAUGUACCAGCACCAGAAGGUGUCUGAGCGCUUUGACGUCAUUGACCUGGACCCCUAUGGCAGCCCUGCCCCCUUCCUGGAUGCAGCUGUACAGGCUGUGAGUGAAGGAGGGCUGCUCUGUGUCACCUGCACUGACAUGGCUGUGCUGGGAGGCAACAGCGGGGAGACAUGCUACAGCAAGUAUGGGGCCAUGGCCCUCAAGAGCCGCGCCUGCCACGAAAUGGCCCUGAGGAUUGUCCUGCACAGCCUGGACCUUCAUGCCAACUGCUACCAGCGGUAUGUGGUGCCACUGCUCAGCAUCAGUGCAGAUUUCUAUGUGCGUGUUUUUGUUCGAGUUUUCACUGGUCAGGCCCACGUGAAGGCCUCAGCCAGCAAGCAGGCGCUGGUGUUCCAGUGCGUGGGCUGUGGCGCCUUCCACCUGCAGCGCCUCGGCAAAGUAGCCACGGCCUCCAGUGGGCGGGUCAAGUUCUCUGCAGCCUGCGGUCCCCCUGUGGCUCCUGAGUGUGGACACUGUGGGCACCGACACCAGCUUGGUGGCCCUAUAUGGGCAGAGCCCAUUCAUGACCUCGACUUUGUGAGACGCGUACUGGAGGCAGUCAGCACCAACACCUGCCGCUUCCAUACCUCAGAACGUAUCCAAGGGGUCCUCAGUGUCGUCACAGAGGAGCUUCCAGAUGUGCCCCUCUACUACACACUGGACCAGCUAAGCAGCACUAUCCACUGCAACACGCCUAGCCUCCUACAGCUUCGAUCCGCCCUUCUCCACGCUGGUUUCCGGGUCUCGCUCUCCCACGCCUGUAGGAAUGCAGUGAAGACUGAUGCGCCCUCCGAGGCUCUCUGGGACAUCAUGCGCUGCUGGGAGAAGGAGUGCCCUGUGAAGCGGGAGCGGCUGUCGGAGACCAGCCCUGCAUUCCGCAUCCUUGGUGUGGAGCCCAGGCUGCAGGCUAACUUUACCAUCCGGGAAGAUGCCAACCCCAGCUCCCGCCAGCGAGGGCUCAAGCGCUUCCAGGUCAACCCAGAGGCCAACUGGGGGCCCCGGCCCCGUGCCCGGCCAGGGGGCAAGAAUACAAGCAAAACGGAGGAGAGACGUAGGCUCAGGCAGAAUAAGCGGAAGGAGCUGAGUGAGGACCCAGCCCAGCAAGCUGCUCGCCUCAAGACGUUCCCUUGCAAAAGAUUCAAGGAGGGCACCUGUGAUCGAGGCGACCAAUGCUGCUAUUCACAUGGCCAACCCACGCCUGGAGCCUCUGCUGCCCCCACAGACUGUUUGAAGACCUUCAGCCCGAGCUCCCCAGGCCUGGAGCCACCACAAGACCACGUGUAGGCUGAGCCAAUAAAGAGAUGUUGGGGCUGGGGAGAUAGCUCCACGGACAAAGUGCCAG